GUAACUCAGUGCCUCCACCGGCGGCGACAUUCACAGAGGAGAUGGCGGCCAGAGGGGGCUUUCAGACGGCACCGACGGGUGGCGGCGGCGGAGCUAUGGGACCUGGACCACCGGUACCGGGCGCAGGACCAGGCAUGGGGCCCGGCACUCCCUCCGGCAGGAUGGGGCCGUCGUCGGCCGCGCAGAACCACAUGUACCGCUCCCCGAUGCCGGGGCCUGGAUACCCGAGACCGGGCAUGCCUCCCUCCAACCGUAUGACCCCACAGGGACCAGCCAUGGGCCCCCCGGGAUACGGCAACAGCCCCGUGUCCCGCCCUGGGAUGCCAGGUGUGAUGGACCCCUCUCGUAAGAGGCCGGCCCCCCAGCAGAUCCAGGUUCAGCAGCAGCAGAACCGCAACCAGCACACAAAGAAGAAGAAGAUGGCUGAUAAAAUUCUACCUCAGAGGAUCAGGGAACUGGUCCCGGAGUCUCAGGCUUACAUGGAUCUGCUGGCUUUCGAGAGGAAGCUCGACCAGACCAUCAUGCGCAAAAGGUUGGACAUUCAGGAGGCCCUCAAGAGGCCCAUUAAGCAAAAGAGAAAGCUUCGGAUCUUCAUAUCGAACACCUUCAACCCUGCAAAACCCGAUGCCGAGGACGGAGAAGGCACAGUUGCAUCGUGGGAGCUGCGUGUUGAGGGGCGUCUGCUGGAAGAUACAGCCGUGUCCAAGUAUGAAGCCACCAAACAGAAGAGGAAGUUCUCUUCUUUCUUCAAGUCCCUGGUGAUUGAGUUGGACAAGGACCUGUAUGGUCCAGAUAAUCACCUUGUGGAGUGGCACAGGACUGCCACCACCCAGGAGACGGAUGGUUUCCAGGUGAAGAGGCCGGGUGACGUGGGUGUCCGCUGCACCGUCUUGCUCAUGCUUGACUACCAGCCUCCUCAGUUCAAGCUGGACCCCCGACUGGCUCGUAUGCUGGGUAUCCACACCCAGACCAGACCGGUCAUAAUCCAGGCCCUGUGGCAGUACGUCAAGACCCACAAACUCCAGGACCCCCAUGAGCGCGAGUUCAUCAACUGUGACAAGUACCUGCAGCAGUACUUGGGUCGUUCUAAUUUGCAGAUUUUUGAGACCCAGCGGAUGAAGUUCUCCGAGAUCCCGCAGCGCUUGCAUGCCCUCCUGAUGCCCCCGGAGCCCAUCAUCAUCAACCAUGUGAUCAGCGUGGACCCCAAUGACCAAAAGAAGACCGCCUGCUAUGACAUCGACGUGGAAGUGGACGACACACUGAAGACCCAGAUGAACUCCUUCCUGCUCUCCACAGCCAGUCAGCAGGAAAUAGCAGGACUGGACAACAAGAUCCAUGAAACCAUUGAGACCAUUAACCAGCUGAAGACCCAGAGAGAGUUCAUGCUGAGUUUUGCCAGAGAUCCUCAGGGCUUUAUCAACGACUGGCUGCAGUCCCAGUGCAGAGACCUCAAGACCAUGACGGAUGUGGUGGCAAACCCCGAAGAAGAGCGAAGGGCUGAGUUCUACUACCAGCCGUGGGCUCAGGAGGCCGUCUGCCGCUACUUCUACUCCAAGGUCCAGCAGAGGCGACAGGAGCUGGAGCAGGCGCUCGGCAUCAGGAACACCUAAAGGAGAGUGUCUACGGAUGUGCUGAAGGAGACGUGUGUGCGUGCGUGCGUGCGUGCGUGCGUGCGUGCGUGUGUGUGUGAGAGCGUGUGUGUCUUUAAAUGUGUGGGGGGCAUUCAAAACUUGUGGCGUACAGACUUAUGACAAACUUAGAAAGACAUAGAUACUAGAUGGUUUUACUGUUAAAUAGUUUUUGGUUUAUUUUACUUCACCUUGCAGCUUGAUUGCCGUGUGGUAGCUACUUCCACACAUUUUUGCCCCCCUCCCUCACACUAGAGCUUCUUGAGCACAGUAUAUUUUCCCUUGCAUGUCUAAGCCUCGUCUUGGAAGCAUUCCUUUUUCUUUUUGAUAAGUUGUGCCCACACAAAAGAACAGACUGAACACAGAUUGAACCUGGCAACUCUUGAUGUAUUUCGUCCCCGGGACUAAACAAAUCUUUAAAUCAGCUGGAAUGUGGAGAUCCUGCCACAUCCUCCUCUUCCCCCAAACCUUCUGAUUUGGAAAGUGAAUUUACUUGUUACACUCCCGACACGGUCCCCGGGUGUUUGCCCGUUCAGUUAGAUAUUGAUGGUGACUGUGUUUGUAAUCAAUCACAUUGUUUUGUUCUGACACUUUGCUCCACAGUCGGUCGUCAGUCUCGGCAGAAUAUACAUUGCUGUGGCAAAGCGGUCACUUUUUGUUCAGAGUGCCAUCUAGUAUGAAGUUGUUUUUCUUUUUCUUCUUUAUUUUGUUUAUCAUUGAUCUUCGUUUUUUAAAAAUAUGUAUAAUACGAGUACUUGUCUUGUUAGCUAGUACAGAUUAUCAAGGAAGUAGCUAGUUUGAGUACCUCUAGUCUAUAUAGUUUUGUAAAUACUAAGCAGAAAAAGAAACUGAAGAUGGAUGUGAAGUAAAAUUGUAUCUCUUAUCACGGCAGAUCUUUUUUUCUUAUCUUUGACCACGCUCUGAUAGUUGAACGAGUAUUUAUAUGAAUCAGCCCUCGCUCUCAGAGCCCGGUGAUUUAGCUACGUCGACGUAAAGACAGGCAGUUUGCAUUUGAUGAACCGCUGCUCUGCAGCGCAACGUGCACACCGCCUCUCAUGCCGCCUGCAGGCUGGGGAAAAUUAAAAUCUUCUGCUUUUAGUUUUGUGUAUUUUUAAUCAUGUGCAGAGAAGCCAGAAAAGACGUGGACGAGCAGGCGUGGAGUUGUUGCUUCUUCAUGUAUUUUCCUGAAGACCUGACACCACAGUUUCACUGUUGAAGUUGACGAUGAAUAUGAAGACGAGGGUCCUGGCUGAAACUCUAUUGUGUGCGUUUCAUUAACAAAUUCCAAGAAUACACUAAUGUGGGGUUGUGCAGGUGCAUGAUUUCAAAAGGAGUUGUGGGAACCUCUGGGGUGUGAAACGCGACACUGGCUGUGCUGCAGUAUUAUUUGAAUCUGCAGACUUUUUCAUGGACCAAACCUAUUUUUCUGUAUGUUCUUAUUAUGUUAUAAUAAAGGAUGUAAUGUAAAA
Scophthalmus maximus (turbot) is the source of this 3097-nucleotide messenger RNA. It is a transcript of the gene smarcd1, whose product is annotated as SWI/SNF related, matrix associated, actin dependent regulator of chromatin, subfamily d, member 1. Gene Ontology annotation, cellular component: SWI/SNF complex; nucleus. The record is from RefSeq and is a predicted model, not a curated record. The transcript has 13 exons. Gene Ontology annotation, biological process: regulation of transcription by RNA polymerase II. Bases 42 to 1610 code for a protein of 522 amino acids. Lineage: Eukaryota; Metazoa; Chordata; Actinopteri; Pleuronectiformes; Scophthalmidae.